AUGUCGAGUCCGGUACCCCUUCCACCCGCUAGUGGGGAUGUAGAGGUCGUCUUGCUAGACGGUGGUGGGUUUACCACUGCCGACGAUACGAGAUUACACCAAGACGGACACGAAAAACCGUUUUACCUUUACGACUGGUGCUUUUAUAUUCACCAUAAAACCAGCGGGCAGCGGGUUCUGUGGGAUCUCGGGUUGAGUGGGGAUAACGCCGACUAUACACCAUUUGUCGUCAACAAUCAUUUUCGUUUCUGCAACCCGACUGGGCCAAGACAGCCACUACAGGAGCAACUUGGAGCUUUGGGUUUGCAGGCGACGGAUAUUACCACCAUCAUAUUCAGUCAUGCGCACUGGGACCACUGCCGCCCAGCAAGCGCGAAAUUCCCAAAUGCAAAGAUCUAUUUUGGUCCUGGUACUAGUCAACAUUGCUCACCUGGCCAUAUUGUCAAUGACCAGAUCUCACAAUCAGUUGAAUGGGACUCCAGAUAUUUCGGCGACGAUGAGGUAAGGACCGAGUCAUUUGAGGAGCUUUCCGGACCGUGGAGUCCUUGGGGACCCUUUGACUUGGCCAUGGACUUCUUUGGUGACGGAAGUUUUUUGAUUAUUCAAGCGCCCGGUCACAUGCCCGGAAACCUCGCAGCAUGCGCGCGUCUUGAGACUGGCGAGCGCAUUUUGCUAUCUAGUGACUGCUGCCAUUCAAUGGACAUUUUGCUAGGAAGACGAGAAAUGGCCAUAUUGCCGCUUCCGGAUGGCUCUACAUUCUGUCUGCACGCAGAUAUUCCGGCUGCCAGAGAGACGAUACGUAGACUAAAAGAGUGCAAGGAGAAAUACGGGGUGCAUAUUGCCAUGACGCAUGAUCCUGAAUGGAUUCAGCUACGGGACAACAAAGUCCUAAUGUCCAUGCUUCCGCCGUACUUUGACGACGCUUGUCUUGACCGCAUUCGGGCUGGAAUGCAACCUUAA
Messenger RNA from Pestalotiopsis fici W106-1, 960 nucleotides. RefSeq lists its product as uncharacterized. NCBI's taxonomy places the organism in Eukaryota, Fungi, Ascomycota, Sordariomycetes, Amphisphaeriales, Sporocadaceae. The record is from RefSeq and is a predicted model, not a curated record. Bases 1 to 960 code for a protein of 319 amino acids. The transcript has 4 exons.